AUGAAGUUUCUCAUCAUACAGGCGGCAUUGGCUGCUUUGUUCGUCCCCUCGGCCGGGGCCGUCCCGACCUCGGAACCGACUCCAACUCCAGACUCGACUCCAGCACCUAAGGUGCAGGGCCCAGAGACACAACAACAGCGAUUCGCCAAGGUCAAUGUCGACGUCCCAACUGGAGAAGGCAAGAUCACGGGCAAAUCGCGUCUGGGAGUCGAGGUUUUCAACGGCAUCCCGUUUGCCGAUCCGCCCGUCGGGCCCCUGCGUCUUAAGCCACCUAGGAGACUCUCGAGAAAGCUGGGCAACGUCGAUGCUACCGGCUUUGCCCCGGCCUGCCCACAAAUGUUCGUCUCUUCCGAGCUAAAUGGCCAAGAAGACUGCCUAACGGUCGACGUCGCUAGACCGGAGGGCACCAAGGCCGGUGACAAGCUUCCCGUCCUCUUCUGGAUCUAUGGAGGAGGCUUCGAAUUAGGAAGCACCAACUCCUACGACGCCACUAGUCUUCUGGCGACGGCCAGGAAGAACAAACAGCCUUUUGUAUACGUGGCUGUCAAUUACCGCGUUGCCGGCUUUGGCUUCAUGCCCGGCAAGGAAAUCCUGCGCGAUGGCAGCUCCAACCUCGGCUUACUCGAUCAACGCAUGGGCCUCGAGUGGGUUGCCGAUAACAUCGAGGCCUUUGGCGGUGAUCCGUCCAAGGUUACGAUUUGGGGCGAGUCCGCCGGCGCCAUUUCUGUCUACAACCAAAUGCUCCUGUUCGGGGGCAACGCAUCCUAUCACGGCAAGCCGCUCUUCCGAGGUGCCAUUAUGAACUCGGGCAGCUCUGUUCCUGCCGACCCGGUCGACUGCCCCAAGGGCCAAGCUGUCUAUGAUUUCGUCGUCGAACAGGCGGGAUGCUCGGGCGCGGAGGAUACCCUGAAAUGCCUGCGCGAGUUGCCCUACGAGACAUUCCUCCGCGCCUCGACUGCGCCCCCCGGGAUUCUGUCGUACACCUCUGUCGCCCUUUCCUACCUCCCCCGCCCCGACGGCAAAGUCUUGGAGGACAGUCCGGACAAGAUGACAGAGAAGGGCAGGUAUCACGCCGUGCCUUUCAUCAUCGGAGACCAGGAAGACGAAGGCACCAUCUUCUCAAUCUUCCAGACUAAUGUAACCACAGCUGACAAGAUGGCCGAUUAUCUUCACCAGUACCUUUUCCACAAUGCCCCUAGGGACAAGUUGAAGGAGUACGUCGACCUCUACGAGCCCGCGCUACUGCAGGGGGGUCCUUUCCGGACAGGUAUUCUCAACGAACUAUACCCUGGCUUUAAGCGAGUCGCCGCGAUCCUGGCCGAUGUCAGCUUCCUCUCGACCCGGCGCACGGUGCUUAAGUCGAUUGCCAAGGUCAAGCCAGACGUGCCUGCCUGGUCCUACCUCUCGUCCUAUUUCUACGGCACGCCCGUUGUGGGAACCUUUCACGGGUCGGAUAUCCUUCAUAUCUUCUACGGCAUCUUGCCCAGCCACGCCAUGAAGAGCUGCCGCACGUACUACUUCAAUUUUCUCUACAACCUGGACCCGAACAAGGGCGUGGGCGGCUAUGCAGAGUGGCCGCAGUGGAAGGACAACAACGAUCUCAUGUGGUUCAAGUCGUUUUUCAAUAAUAAGAUUAUCAAGGAUGACUUCCGUAGUGGUGCCUUGGGGUGGCUCGAGAAACAUGGGGAUAUUCUGCGUAUCUGA
This is a messenger RNA of Hirsutella rhossiliensis, 1704 nucleotides long. Its product is annotated as carboxylesterase family domain-containing protein. The record is from RefSeq and is a predicted model, not a curated record. The coding region runs from base 1 to 1704 and encodes 567 amino acids. The transcript has 3 exons. NCBI's taxonomy places the organism in Eukaryota, Fungi, Ascomycota, Sordariomycetes, Hypocreales, Ophiocordycipitaceae.